AUGUUAUCAAGAAGAGGCACUACAAUUGGAUGUAUCAUCAAGCUGGGAACAAGUAGGGAAAGCACAAGAACAAAUAUCCCAUCUCGAAGAAGGUUCUUCAGUGGACAACCUUCUCCAUCAUCCUCAAACCCACUUCGUCCCUCCACACCUGUCCAAGUGAAGGACAAGCCAAUCGGAACGAGCAUCGCAGCAGCAGAACAUGCGAAGCAUACCACGUCCCAAAUCAUCGAACAUAGACCCUAUCAACAAGAUUCGUUAGAUGCCUGUCUGGACGCGCUGAGUCGUGGCGUCUCUAGGAUUGGAGUCAGCUUACCCACAGGAAGUGGGAAGACGACUGUAUUUCUCAAUCUGAUCCACAAAAUCUCGGGCAAACGAGUCGAUUCCAAUGAAACCCCGUGGAGAGCGAUGGUCAUUGUGAAUAGUGUUGAGCUCGCACAUCAAACAAUACGCCAAUUGAAAAAAUUGUUCCCUAAUACAUUAGUCGGCACAGAGCAAGGUGCAAAGCACUCAUCUGAAGAUGCGGAGGUAGUUGUAGCAACCUACCAAAGUUUGCACUCCAAAGAACGAUACAGAAAAUUCGAUCCUGCUCACUUCAAAUGUAUUAUAGUUGAUGAAGCCCAUCAUGCCCUGUCAUCCUCGUACCUGCAAAUCCUUUCUUACUUCAACCGGGAUAUUGAUCAUCAAAAUAGUCCUCGAUCGGACAACUCUGAUAAUCUUAAACCUCAUCAAGUGCCCAUCAUUGGGUUUUCCGCGACGUUUUCAAGGCACGAUCGAUUGGCUUUGUCGACAGUCUUUGAAGAGAUUGUAUACCAUUACGAGCUGAGGGAUAUGAUCCAGGCCGGCUGGCUUGCCCCUGCUCGAUUCACAUCCGUAAAAGUGGAUAUGGAUCUCAGUCAAGUCGCGCUGACAAGUGGUAAAGAGCCAGAUUAUGUCCCGGAUCGAUUGGCAGAAGUCGUAGACACAGAUCCAAUCAACCAACUUUUGGUCUCCAUUUAUCUCGAGCGAGCUGCAAGCCGCAAAUCGACUUUAAUUUUUACGAUCAACAUCCUCCAUAUGUAUCGGUUGGCGAACAAAUUUCGAGAGGCUGGGAUUGACGCACGAGUAAUCUUUAGCGGCACACCCCCAUUAGAGCGUAAGAUACUACUGGACGAGUUCAGAUCCUCAAAGUUUCCAGUUUUAGUCAAUUGCGCCGUCUUGACCGAGGGAGCAGAUGUUCCAAAUGUUGAUUGCGUUAUCCUGGCCCGUCCAACCCGCUCAAGGACUUUGUUGACACAAAUGAUCGGCCGAGGGUUGAGGAAGUCCUCUGGGACCGGUAAAACUGAUUGUUUGUUGAUCGAUAUCUUUGGGAGUGUCGAGAGAGGUGUCAUAGUAAAUCCCUCAUUGGAAGGGCUUGACCCUAACCUCAUAGAUAAUGGCCAUACCGAAGAAUCAGGGCACCUUGAUGGCGUGGCGGCGGUUACUGAGGACUUGGAGGAAGCAGAUCCCCAGCAUACCCCUUCAGAAUCGGUCACAGUAAACCGUUAUACCUACACCGAUUUCGAUUCUCCUUUUAAGAAUGAACCCGACUACAAAAACGUUGGGGAUCUCUAUCGACUUACACGAUACAGUUGGGUGGCUUGUGGCGAUGGGAUAUUUGUACUAGAGCUGUUAGGUCAAGGACAUUUGCGAAUACAAACCGAACGAGAGGAAACGGGCGAUAUACGCUACGUGAUAUACUUUGUGCAUACAAUGCAGCGUACAGAUCCAAGCAACAACGAAUCAAGUCGAAUCUUCACUAAGCCUCAACUUAUUGGCACUGCAGAAACCAUUCCGGACGCGAUCAAGACUGCAGACGCGUUCUUGGGGAAAGCCACUAAAACGAAAAAAUCUGGCUUGUCGUUGGGUAUCGUCCGUAGCCUGGAAAGAAGAGCGUCGUGGCGGCGUUUACCUGCGAGUGAACAACAAAUUACGAUCAUUAAGAAGAGGUUAGGAUCCAAAUUGCUAGAAGGUCUCGCUCAGGAUUUCGAUCAUUUGGAUAAAGGACAGGCCGCCAACCUAUUAACCAGAUUAAAUCAUGGUUUCAAAUCUCGUUUGAAUCGACAGCUCGUUCAAAAUUCUCGGAUCCAGAAAACCUUAGAAAAGCGCAAUAACGCUCAGAUCAAAGUUGGAAAACUGAUGGAUCCUUGACCUCAAGCACAGCUAUUCAGAGAAACCGAUAGAUAGGAAAGAGAGGAAAGCUGCUAUCAGGGAAGAGAUAUCAUCAAUGUGCCGCAAAUCUUUGUGUUACAACAGAGUCAUCACGCACAACUGUGCUGGAAUUUGUAGUAACCCUUAUUAAUCCAUCUAUGUAUGUCGUCUGUAAACUAUUUGACUCCCCAUA
Molecule: messenger RNA, 2359 nt
Organism: Puccinia graminis f. sp. tritici CRL 75-36-700-3
Lineage: Eukaryota; Fungi; Basidiomycota; Pucciniomycetes; Pucciniales; Pucciniaceae
Exons: 10
Coding region: 1-2166 (721 amino acids)
Molecular function (GO): ATP binding; DNA binding; hydrolase activity
Source: RefSeq, a predicted model, not a curated record